Molecule: messenger RNA, 315 nt
Organism: Perkinsus marinus ATCC 50983
Lineage: Eukaryota; Perkinsozoa; Perkinsida; Perkinsidae
Exons: 4
Coding region: 1-315 (104 amino acids)
Source: RefSeq, a predicted model, not a curated record
AUGCCGGCCAAAGCGAUGGAGUUGUCGGAGUAUCUCGAGCGGAUCGAGCGUGCUUGCCGACCACCGAGGGAGUGGAGCAGAGCAUGCGAAAUGGUGAUGGAAAAUGUGGAGCAUGUAUUAAACGAUCAUUACGGUGAUAAAGGACCAAGAGUUAAAGCACAGGGAUCGUAUGUGCAGAGCUUGAUGAUACGUGGAAGCGAUUUGGAUUUAGUCUUGUAUAGGAAAGGUCGCCGGAUAAACUCUUGUUCUAAGAACUGCGUGAAAAGAUAUUUAACUACGACCACUGAGGCGGUGGUGCGGUUCGCUCUGACGUGA